UCAGCUGUACUGCACUACGAAAACUUCUACAAAUUCCCACUUCCAGUUUCGCAACUGUUGGAUUAUUAGAUCGACCAAGUGCCAGAGCAUUAAGAAUCAUGAUAGUGGAUUAAUUUUGGCAGUUAAAACGUUGAAACUUAUCAGUAUUCAGCAUCCCUAGGAAUCUUCCCGAACCGGAGCAAAACCGCUGGCAGAGUCUGCCUCUGGUACCGUGCUUCACAAAUCACGAUUCGCGGGAUUGUAAUCAUGGGAAAAAUCAAAAAAACGAAGAAGUUCGCUGCCAUGAAACGGAUGAUAAGCUUGAAGGAUUCCCGAAUCAAACCCGAGCAGCGCGAAAUCAAAAAGAAGAAGAAGGAUGCCAAUCAUCAAGAGAUCCAGAUCGUGGAAGCACCGCAGUAUUCCUCCGCAUUGUUUCUCAAGUACAACACGCAGCUGGGUCCGCCGUUCCGAAUUCUUAUCGACACAAAUUUUGUGAAUUUUUGCAUCCGCAAUAAGAUCGAUGUCAUCCAAGGCAUGAUGGACUGCCUGUAUGCCAAGUGUUUUCCCUAUGUGACGGAUUGUGUGCUGGGGGAAUUGGAAAAGCUGGGCACCAAAUACCGCAUUGCUUUGAAGGUCGUAAAGGAUCCAAGAUUCGAGCGCCUCCCGUGUAUGCAUAAAGGCACGUAUGCUGAUGACUGCCUUGUUCAGCGCGUAACUCAGCAUAAAUGCUACAUUGUGGCCACUUGUGAUAAAGAUCUGCAGCGACGAAUCCGCAAAAUUCCCGGCGUUCCCGUAAUGUACAUCAAGGAUCACCGUUGCACCAUCGAACGGUUACCCGAUGCCUUUGGUGCGCCGAAAGUUUAGCAUGCCGAUGGUGUUGAAAGAUGUGUCUUUCCGGAAUGGUUUACAAUUUUCUCGUGAUAUUUAACACUUGAUAGUCGGUACCUGCUCGCGCGUUUUGAGUAUUGACUGAUGUGCUCAUAAAUUGUUCAUGCAGUAAUUGAGCGGUUGCCUACUCGUAUGGAUUUGACUAGAAGUAAACCGAAACAGAGUACUAGUGGGCGAU
Molecule: messenger RNA, 1045 nt
Organism: Paramacrobiotus metropolitanus
Lineage: Eukaryota; Metazoa; Tardigrada; Eutardigrada; Parachela; Macrobiotidae
Product: rRNA-processing protein FCF1 homolog
Exons: 6
Coding region: 247-843 (198 amino acids)
Cellular component (GO): small-subunit processome; nucleolus
Source: RefSeq, a predicted model, not a curated record